AUGCCAGAAAUCAGAAGAAACUUAAUAUCCGCGCUCGGCGGUUUCGUUUGGAGUUUCCCGCUUUUUGCAGGCAUCAUAUCUUUAUAUUUCAAUUACCAACAGCUUAAAGUUCAGCCCCAAGCCCAGGCCCUCCUAUGCAAAGCGGCAUUGGAGAAAAGUUUGGACCGAUGGACAUGGUGCUCAAACAGGGAGAACGCCCAGGAUGCAGAUUGUCAACCAAUCCUAGGCAAGAACUAUUAUGAUAUCGAACGUCAGCACAAGUGUCGGUUUAUACCACCGGCGCCCAUGGGAUGGAUAUUUAGAUCCGGCAAUGGGAUGGAUAUUAUUGCUGACAACUCUGGAAGCCUUGUCAAUUACAAGCCGGUGUUUUUCAGAAAGGGCAAAGCCUCGCAAGGCAACUUAUCUGAUGCAUCGGAAAAACUGGUUCCAUCCAGUACAUCAGGCGAAGUGCUUCCACCCGACACACCAAAGCAAACGAUCGAACCUGGCUCACCAGAAGAAGUGGUUCUACCCAGUGCGCCGGGGCAAACGAUCGAGUCUGGCUCAUCAGAGGAAGUGCUUCUACCCGAUGCGGCAGAGCGAAUGGUUCAAUCGGGUUCAUCAGAGGAAGUUUUUAUCUCUGGAUCGUCAGAAGGACCCGAAGAAAACCGGCAUCGUUGGCUCGAGAUUGCACCAAACCAGCAACAUUCGAGAGCAGAGACGGAAACUGAGACGGAAACGUUCGAAACAGCGAGUACCCAGUCCAGCAAACCCAAGCAAAAAAAGCAUACGCGGUACUACAAACCCGAAUCCUGCUUUAACGAUAGCCCUCAACAUUGA
This is a messenger RNA of Orbilia oligospora ATCC 24927, 819 nucleotides long. RefSeq lists its product as uncharacterized. The record is from RefSeq and is a predicted model, not a curated record. NCBI's taxonomy places the organism in Eukaryota, Fungi, Ascomycota, Orbiliomycetes, Orbiliales, Orbiliaceae. The coding region runs from base 1 to 819 and encodes 272 amino acids. The transcript has 3 exons.